Messenger RNA from Rhipicephalus microplus (southern cattle tick), 2856 nucleotides. Its product is annotated as protein Wnt-2. Gene Ontology annotation, cellular component: extracellular region. NCBI's taxonomy places the organism in Eukaryota, Metazoa, Arthropoda, Arachnida, Ixodida, Ixodidae. The record is from RefSeq and is a predicted model, not a curated record. Gene Ontology annotation, molecular function: frizzled binding; cytokine activity. Gene Ontology annotation, biological process: cell fate commitment; multicellular organism development; positive regulation of JNK cascade.
UGUCUCUGUCUGUGUCAUCGUCGCGUACAACGGGCGAUGAGAGGCGGCCACCUUGGUGCGGUGAAGUGACAUGCCUGUCUCGCGCGUCCAUGGACGGCUGUAGGUUCAGGCUGUUCCAGCCUGGGCCAUGCCGCCGUCAACUACGUAGCUCAGGGCCAUGGUCCGAAGAAUCGGUGGAGCCCACGGCACACAGUGGACUCGUCACGCCAAGAUCGCGUUCAUCCUCCUGGCGCUCUUCGACAACGCCAGGCUUAGCACAGCGUUGGCUCCUGCGCUCAUCUGUCAGCGUAUCCGUGGUUUAACGGCGGCGCAGCGUCGUUUCUGCGCCACGCGGCCUGACGUCAUGGUCGCUGUCGGAGAGGGCGCCCUCCUCGGACUGGCCGAAUGCCGGCGCCAGUUUCGCCACCGGCGCUGGAACUGCUCCGACACGGGCGCCUACGAGUCCGGCUUUGGACAACUCUUCACUGUCGGAAGCAGAGAAGCGGCCUUCGUUUACGCGAUAAGCUCGGCCGCGGUGACGUACGCCGUGACCAGGGCGUGCACCCGGGGCCAGCUAGCACGCUGCGGCUGCGACCGCACGCCGCACCAAGAACCCCAGUUGCGCACGCACUACGCGCACCGACUGAUCAGCCCCGCCGUGGAGGCACCGCCGGCAGAGCCGGUCACUUUUGCUCGCGGAGCUCAGUUCGUGCGAGAGUCGUGGUCGACGCCGCAGCCCGGAGGAUCCACCGGCGGCGUCAACCGGGCCACCCUGACCGCCGACGAGCUGCUGUCGUUGUCCACGCUGUCGGCCGGCGAUCCGAGCUGGAAGUGGGGCGGCUGCAGCGCGCACGUCAAGCGCGGCAUGCGCCUGGCGCGCAAGUUCCUCGACUCCCGCGAGGUGGAGACCGACGAGCGGGCCCUCAUGAACCUGCACAACAACCGGGCGGGCAGAAAGGCCGUGAAGUUCACUCUCCUUACGGAGUGCAAGUGUCACGGCGUCUCUGGCUCCUGCUCUCUUAAGACGUGCUGGAAGCGGUUACCCCAGUUCAGCUACAUCGGCGACUACCUGGUCGAACGGUACCGGCGCGCCAAGCGGACGCUUCCCUACUACGGUCGCUCCAGGGCAGCGUUGGACCCGAACCGGCGCAGGCCUGUACAUCUGAAGCUGCACGAGAAGCACUUGCGACCGCCUACGGUGACUGCGGCUCCGCCGGGCAGAAAAAAGAAGAGGAAGACGAAAAAGACGUCGUCUUCCAAGAGACGCGCGUCAUCAACGAGUGUCUUCUUCGAAGACGAACCGCAGGACUCGUACGAGCUGCCCUGGGCAGACGUCGUGGUGCGGCCCAAGCCGCGCGACCUGGUCUUCCUGGAGGACUCGCCGAACUAUUGCGUGCGCGACUUGGAGCGUGGCUCAUCCGGCACCGUGGGUCGCAUCUGCAACCGGACCUCGACGGGCCCCGACAGCUGCCGCUUUCUUUGCUGCGGUCGUGGAUUCGAGACCCACUAUCGAACCAGGACUCAGCAGUGUCACUGCAAGUUCCAUUGGUGCUGCUUUGUGCGGUGUCAGACGUGUGCGGAGAAAGUGCGCGAGAGUAUAUGCAAGUGACGUAUACGCAAGUGACGUGAAAGCACUGUCGUUGUGCGAACAAUUUUAACCAAGGUUGAAGGGGCCGGCUUUUCACCGAAUUGAUGGAAGCUAUCGACUCCUGCACUGCAUGGCACAAGGCAUUGUGUGUUAGAUGAAUCCUGGCCAGCACGUGUAGCAUGCUGUCUGCCUAGUAUAACACGUAGACUUGAUAGCUUGCUGCAGCUUCAGCUGAAGCACCCGUUGACUCAACCCAAACGACUGUGUGUUCAGUGAGUGGCUUUUUUCUUGGCUUGCAGUUGUAAUUGGAGUUUGCGUGUUUGGCUUUCGAGGAUGUUCGCAUGUUGACUGCGUAGUGUUUGCGCGACGUGUGCUUCAGAUCGUGGAAUUCUAGUUUCUACGUCCGCAUACAUUCCAUGGCACUGUCAUCGUUUUGGUAGACGCACAACACUUUCCGCGAACAUCGUGAUACAUUUACGGAGUCUUAUAGCCACACCCAGGGCAUGUUGGUACAACCACUGAGGCACGAAAUUAUCGCGCAUAUUUAAAAGCAUAUCAGAAAACAUUGCCCACUGUAUAGAGGCUUCGGGCUGGCGACUGUGGCAGCGGUUGCACCAAGAAGUACAGUAUAUAUAUUUUUCACACGCCUAUUUCGUUAGGCACUUAGCUCGGCUGCUUACUAAACAUCCCUGAAAAUAGACAUUUAGAGGACAUGUUUUGCGGUUGCUGGCGCAUUCAACUCUUGAAUAACUUGUGAACCCACUGCUUUCUAGAUGUGUAGCUUACCGCUGUUGUAGACUGUCCGCAUUCACGCACUCCGUAGACAGCAUGUGCGGUCUGCUCAUUGGAGUAUAACUGCCGAUGCCCGCAGUCAUCAUUCUAUUCAGAAGAGCCACAUUAGAUGUGAUAUUUGUUGUGUUCACUUUGUCUGCAACCGGCUGUUAUGUCUGAGAGAUGAUUGUGGUAAUUUCGAAGCGUUUUCGUGCCGCGGGCUCCCUAAUUGAACUAAAGAGGCUGAGCAAACAUUUUCUAUAUAUCUCCUCGUUGCGCUGUUUGCCGUUUAGUUGUGCGCGAAUGUAGCGGAGACAGCAACGGAGCCCGCCUUGAGCGCUGCGAGGACGAAGCGGAAAAGCCGCCCAACGUGCUAGGGAUAUUAGCGUCACGGUAUGUGGAUAUUGUCAUGUGACGACCGCGCACAAUUGAAGCCUAAUUGUGCUGCUUGAUUUGUCAAUGAUGGCGAGGUUUUACAAAAAAAAAUGCAUUUCGUUUAUGCCUAGAUCUGAUGUUUG